Impatiens glandulifera is the source of this 875-nucleotide messenger RNA. Its product is annotated as histone H1-like. Gene Ontology annotation, cellular component: nucleosome; nucleus. Bases 72 to 704 code for a protein of 210 amino acids. Lineage: Eukaryota; Viridiplantae; Streptophyta; Magnoliopsida; Ericales; Balsaminaceae. Gene Ontology annotation, molecular function: double-stranded DNA binding; structural constituent of chromatin; nucleosomal DNA binding. Gene Ontology annotation, biological process: chromosome condensation; negative regulation of DNA recombination; nucleosome assembly. The record is from RefSeq and is a predicted model, not a curated record. The transcript has 2 exons.
UCUUAUCCUUUUCUCUCUCAAGAAAAUCAAUCCCAUUCUCUCUCUUCAACAUUUAUUUCCAAGCUUCAUCAAUGGCGUCCGUUGCAAAACCAGUUUCCAAAUCAUCCAAGGCGGUCAAGAAACCCACCAGUUCUGAAAAGACACGAUCCCAUCCACCAUAUGUUGAGAUGGUGAAGGAAGCGAUUGUUGCGUUGAAGGAAAGAACUGGGUCAAGCCAAUACGCAAUUUCAAAGUUCAUCGAAGAGAAACAUAAUCAACUUCCGUCCAAUUUCAAGAAACUUCUUUUGACUCAGCUGAAGAAAUUCGUUGCCUCUGGUAAGUUAAUCAAGGUCAAGAACUCAUUCAAACUUGCUGCUGAAUUAAAACCCACCGCUGUUAAGAAGCCAAAAACUGAAACUGUGAAACCCAAAUCGGAGAAAGUGGUUAAGAAGGUUGCUGAUAAGGGAAAGAAGGUUGUGUCGAAGACUAAGGCGGCGGUUAAGCCUGCAGCGACGAAGGUUAAGAAAUCUGCGAAGACGGCGACGAUUACAUCUCCUGGAAAGAAGGCUGCGGCGGUGAAGACGAAGAAGGUGGCGGCGACUAAGAAAGCAUCGGCGGUGAAGGCGAAGAAGGUGGCGACUAAGGUUGUGAAGAAGCCGAAGAGUAUUAAGACUCCGGUGAAGAAAGCUCCGGCGAAGAAGAAGACGACGGCGACGAAGAAGUGAGAUUAAUGGUUCAAGGUUUGCUAGGGUUUCGUUUGUAAAUUUUGUUUGAAUGAUUUAUCAAUUAAAAUCUGGCAGAUUAGCUUUAAAACUUUUUACUAUUAUGUAUUUCAAAUUUGCUUAUUUUCAAUGUAAUUAGCCAAGUUUAAAUGAAUGAAAAAACUUAUGGUCUCA